Molecule: messenger RNA, 3687 nt
Organism: Aphanomyces invadans
Lineage: Eukaryota; Oomycota; Saprolegniomycetes; Saprolegniales; Verrucalvaceae
Exons: 2
Coding region: 1-3687 (1228 amino acids)
Biological process (GO): nucleoside triphosphate biosynthetic process
Cellular component (GO): cytoplasm
Molecular function (GO): nucleoside diphosphate kinase activity; ATP binding; AMP kinase activity
Source: RefSeq, a predicted model, not a curated record
AUGACGACACCGCGCCGACUCGACCUGCACAUGGAUGCUGGAGAAGUCAUUGCCGAGGACUUGCCGCCGAUAGAGACGACGCCCCUCGCAGUCAUGGUGCCCAUGAGCUUUGUGUUUGACGCGGUCGAGCAUCGAACAGUGUCUGGCAUCAUCCAUUUGCAAUACCACGUUCGCCGACGGCAAUCGCGCCAUCGAAAGCUCGUCAAACCACGCCAGGUGCCGCUGGCAAAGACAGAAGCUGAACUACGCGAAUGGCAUGACGCUGUGCGCGGCAAGGUGCACGUGCCGACGGUGGUCGCCCCUCCAGUCGUCCUCGUGAGUCCGAAACUAACCUCGCGCCGGCAACAUCCCCUCCGUCUCGUCAUUUGCGGCCCCCCCGCGGGAGGCAAGGGUACGCAGUGCGAGAGACUCGUCGCCAAGUACGGCGUCGUGCACCUCUCGACCGGCGACAUGCUUCGAUCCGCCAUCCAGGCCAACUCGGACACCGGCAUCCGAGCCAAGCACUUCAUGGACGCCGGGGCGCUCGUCCCAGAUGACUUGAUCGUCCACGUCAUCCUGGAGCGGCUGCACGCGCCAGACUGUGCACAGCGCGGGUGGCUCCUCGACGGCUUCCCGCGAACGGCAGUCCAGGCACAAGCCAUGGUCGACGCCGGCAUCACCCCAGACGUCGUGCUUGUGCUGCACGUCCCGGACGACGAAGUGGUGUCGCGCAUUUCGGGCCGCCGCGUCGACUUGGCCACCGGCAAGACGUACCACGUGUCGUUCAAUCCGCCACCGCCGGGCGUUGACGUCGUGCAGCGCAGCGAUGACAACGAGGACACGAUCCGAGUGCGCCUGGCGACGUACCAUGCCAACGUAGACUCGGUCGUCGACACGUUUGUGCCGGUGUCGACGAUCGUGCACGUCGACGGGAUGCUGCCGAAGGCCGACAUCAUCCACCACAUCGACGCUUCGAUCGAAGCCGUCCAGAACAACGCGUCGCCGUCAAAGAAGAAAGCUUGCCGUGACGUUGAAAUGCGUGGUUUUCGCGUCGCCAAACCCCAGAUAUCGUUCAAACAGCACCGAGAGCUGAUGGAAUCGCCGCCAAAACGUCCAGAACCUUUGCUAUCGGGGCGCAGUGAUGGCGCCCAGCAUCCUGCACGCACUGCCGAGAUGUCGUCGUCGAAAUGCUUCCCGCGCUCCAAUGUAAUAAUGUGCGGCCCCCCUGCUGGGGGAAAAAUGACCCAGUGUGAGCUCUUGGUUCAAGUACAUGGCCUGGUCCACCUAUCGACAGGGGACAUGCUUCGCGCGGCCGUCCAAACGAAUUCUCCGCUUGGGCUUCAAGCCAAGGAGUUCAUGGAUACCGGCAAGCUCGUACCAGACGAUAUCAUUCUCAAGAUCAUGUUGGACCGCCUCAAGCAGUCGGAUUGUGUCGAAAAGGGAUGGCUUCUCGAUGGGUUUCCACGAAACGCUGUCCAGGCGCAAGCGAUGCUGCAGUGUGGCAUCUCCCCGUCCCUAGUCGUCGUUCUCGAUGUCCCAGACGACGUCGUGGUGGAGCGGAUUGCUGGUCGGCGACUCGAUCCGGCCACCGGCAAAACGUACCACAUCGCUUCUAACCCACCUCCCGAAGGGGUCCAGGUCAUCCAACGAAGCGACGACACCGAAGACACGAUCCGCACGCGACUCGCCACUUACCAUGCGCACUGCAAUGCUGUCGUCGGGUCGUUUUCGACCACCUGCCCCAUUCUUACCGUCGAUGGAACCCUGCCGAAGAGCGGCAUCGCGCAGCAAAUCGCUCAGGCCAUGGCUUUCAACUCGAUUGCAUCCCCCGCCGACGUCGUCCGCCACAUCGACGCUUCGAUCGAGAAUGCUGCGAAGAACGCGCUUGCCGUAACAGGACAAUUGUCCGAGGCGGACUUGAAACAGGCCAAGAAUGCAGUACUACGGCAUGCGCCAGCCGCAACUUUGCCACCGCCAGCAGCAGCGCUUGCAACUGUGGCCGUUCUAGGACCUCCUGGAGCAGGAAAAACGCACUAUAGCCAGUGGCUUCGCGAGCACUUGGGCAUUGUUCAUCUCAGCAUCGGCGAGAUGUUGCGUCGGUCCAUCAAAGGUGGGACCCGUGUUGGCACCAAGGCCAAAGAAUACGUGGACGCAGGGGACGUCGUGCCCGAUGUGCUCAUCAUCGGGACUACGAUGGAGCUGCUUCGGGGUCGCGAGUGCGCGACCAAGGGUUGGGUGCUCGAUGGCUUCCCUCGCACAACAGGACAAGUGAAGGCAUUGGUCGAGCACGCGGUCAUGCCAAGUCUCGUCAUUGUCCUCGAUGUCGUCGACGACAGCGAUGCCAUCCACCGCAUCACAGGACGACGAGUCGAUUCGGCGACCGGACACACCUAUCACGCGAUAUAUGACCCCCCGCCGCCUGGAGUGGACGUCGAGUUGCGAUCGGAUGACACGGAGCGUGCCGUGCGCGCUAGGUUGGCGCAAUAUCGUGCCCACAGCGCCGAAAUGGAAGCCCUCUUAGUACAGCACACGAGAGUAGUGCAUGUCGAUGGUUGCUUGAACAAGACGCACGUUCAAGCCACCUUGCAGCGACUCUUUCCAUCGUCGCCAACGAAAAAGCCCAAACAGCCGUCGGGGCUGCGACCACCACGAACAUUCAGCCACAACCCAAACCAGACUGCGUCUGCAGCUCGAAAGAAGGGAGCGUCGAGCCCUAGGCCCUUCAAGACGGUGUCGCAACUCCACCCAGCUGUUGUCGCUGCGUAUUCGCCGCCAAAAGACCACCACCAAACGUCCGACUGCAAGGGGACGUCGGCCAAACGAACGCGUGAUAGUGGCGUCCAUACCAAGAUCGUCGCCACGGACAACGAAAUCCAAGCGGCGCUGGCAGUGCUGCACGAAGUCCAAGAAGAGAAUCUCCGGCUAAAGCAACUCUUCGUGACCACCAGUAAAGACUCCACGGGGCAUUCCUCCCAGGACGGAGUGAUGGCCAAAACGUGUAGCCACCGUGAGCUCGACAUGGUCAUCGACCAGCUCAUGUCCGAACACAAGAGCCUAGAAAAAGUCACAAAGCGACAAAAAGACAGCAUUGACUCGAACGAGUGGGAGACGCUGCUGCAGCGCACCAUGACUGACCUGGACACGAUGCGGAAAAAGAUCCACGCGUUGAAACGUCAGCAGCCCCCAACCGCGACUCCCACCGACGACGAAGCCACUCUCAAGGCAGCACAACUUCGCCACGACCAGCUCAAGGCCACAUGGAGACAGCUCAACCAACCCGCGUCGGUCAACGCGUCCGAGAAGGAAAACGCCAAGGUGAAGCUCCUCAAAAAGGAAAUGGCACUGGCCCGAACCGACGAAGCGUACUACAUGCAGAAAGCCAUCCACGUCCAAGCGACGACGACCCAUGAAAUCCAGCGGAUGCAACGGGAAAUUGCUCGACUGCAAGAGGCGAUUGCGACGACCCAAAUCCAGUUGGACGCGAGCACGACAGAGUGCAGCGACUUGCAGCGACAGGUGGCUGCGAAAAACGGGACCUUCUUACCGAAACUGCCCCAUGCGAAGGCCAUACAAGGUAUUGCGUCCAAGGGAGGAGGGUUCCAGUCGAGCCUCCCCCUCAUUACAACGAAGAAACCUCACACAGGGGGCGGAACUCCCUCGAAGAGGGUCGAGAUGCCGCCGCUACAUCGCACCGCACGAGAUAAGUAA